Messenger RNA from Magallana angulata, 1986 nucleotides. RefSeq lists its product as uncharacterized. The record is from RefSeq and is a predicted model, not a curated record. The transcript has a single exon. Lineage: Eukaryota; Metazoa; Mollusca; Bivalvia; Ostreida; Ostreidae. Bases 71 to 1642 code for a protein of 523 amino acids. Gene Ontology annotation, molecular function: zinc ion binding; ubiquitin protein ligase activity.
UUGAUCACAGGGCUUGUUAUAAAUCCCGACGGCGUAUUGGGAGUUUAGAGUUACAUUGUAUUUGAUAGUAAUGGCUGACCAUAUAUCAGUUCAGGAUUUUGGUACAUCAAUGUACAUAAAACCAUCCGGCAAUUCUAAUUUUAAGGGUCAGAAUACUGAAAAUCAAAUUAAUCAACGAGGAAAAGAAAACAAAUAUCUCCGGGUCGGAAAUGAAGAGAGGGUCGAUCAAAGAAAAUCCACGGAUUUUGGAAACAUAUCUGUGAAAAAUCUUCAACGAAGUUUGAACUACCAGCUAAAUGAAAAGAAAGAUGAUGUAGAGAACGAUAGACAGCCUCCAACGGACACGGGGGAGUAUCGAGAUCUGAUGCAGGCACAACGCAAGGGGUCUUUAGUACCAGAAAAUAAGGGACAGGAGAAAACGAAAAUCAGCAAAGAAAAAGUCGACUUGAACAAGAGUGUGAUAAUAAAAAAACCAUUGCUGGAUGAUUUUAGUGGGGUUUCCGUCAAGGAUUUAUCUAGUAGUGUCAUUAGAUUGUUUUUAAAGAAAGAAGCUGAUGAGGAGAGGCCCAAAAGCGACCAGGGCGAUGCCGAUUCGUACGAACUUCAACAUAAACACUGCUUGUCUUGUUUUGACAAAAGAUGCUCUAAAAUAAAGGAUUGUCCAGUAAAUAAGUGUAAAAACCAAUGUUGCGAAGCUUUAUUUCACAAAUGUAAACAACGGGAGCAUGAUGAAUUAUGCACAUACACAAUAAUUCGAUGCAUUAACGAGACACUUGGAUGUCGGAUGGAAAUGCCAAGAAACAAGCUAGCAUACCAUCUUCAGCAUUGCACAAAGAUGCAACAACAACAACAACAACCAGAAACGUUACAUCCAAGUAAUUUUGACAAGCGUGUAAGCCGACAUCCUAGUGACCGUUACUCAAGACCAUCUCUCAAGAUUGAAAAUAUACAUGAGCACUGCCUGUAUUGCUUUUGUAUUGACUGUCCACAGCAAAAAGAAUGCGUGAUUAAAAAAUGUCCGAACGCAGGUUGUCCGAUGCGGUUCCAUGGAUGUAAAAUAAAGGAACACAAACGAAUCUGUCAGUUUAAAGAAAUCUCUUGCAUCAACAAACAGCACGGCUGUGAAUAUAGAUUUUCACGAAUUCUUCUGACUGAACAUUUACGUGAAUGCCCCGUCAUGAAUUUCGAAGCUUUGAGUUUGCCACCCUACAAUCUCUUUCAGAACAAAGAACAGAGUCACCAUUGUGAUAGCUGCUUCAGAAGAGACUGUACAGUCCAGGUUGAUUAUAAAUGUGCACUUAAAGAAUGUUACUGCGGCGCAAAACUCCAUGCAUGUAAGAUGAGGGAUCAUUUUGAAAACAUCUGCCCAGUAGAUGUGAUGCCAUGUAUAAAUCAGCAGUCAGGCUGCAAAAUGUUUCUGACGCGUUGUAUGGUGACAACUCAUCUCAUGCAUUGUCCUGCUAUGAAUUGGAGUUUUCGGAAAUUAGAUCCAGAUAGCAAAACUUCUGAUCCAGAUUACCUAACUCCAGUUAGUUCAAAUAAUGUAGAUAAAGGCAGUGACGGCAGUGACGCGCAUAUCUACGAAAAACUCCCGAAACGCAAGAAAAAGAGGAAUAAAAUGAAUAAUUGUAAAGUCAUGUAAACAUUAAGCCAAAUGAGACAACGUUUGUGAAUGUUUGAGUAGUUCAAAUAAUUGUGUCAGCCAAUGCUGUAAUUGUUACUUUGAUUCGAUUUUUAACGUUUACUCAUAAGAAGUGCUCAAAUUAUCAUGGUUGAUUAAUUAAAUAUUGUGGUUUUUUUCAUUAUUAUUCAAUCAAAAAGUAGAGUGAUCGUGUGGAAUCUUAAUGCAUUUAUGUCAACCCUUGCUCACUGUUUAUUUAUAUGUAAUGAAUUGUUUUUCAUAAACAAUAUGUAAUCUAAUGCUGUGGAAACAUUCAUUUGUUCGUUGAAAAACAUUAAGAAAUUUUAAUAAAACCAACACAUUCA